AUGGCGUCCCUGCUGCGCAAGAAAUGGAUCCUGAAGUCUAUGCUGGACCCCUCCACCCUUCCUUCCCAAAAGCCGUUUGCUCAGAUCACCAAAGUGCACAAGUACGUGAGCGAAAGCGUGGCGGCCGAGUGCACACUGUCGGACAGCUUCCAUUGCAUCGAUGCGCUCCUCACGCCCGGCGCCAUCCAGGAGUUCCUCGCGUACCUCUCCUCCAUCAGCCAGCCCGCCUGCCCGCCGGCACUUGCUUGUUCGUGGGUGGUGGUGCACCACCACGUCAACUAA
This is a messenger RNA of Acanthamoeba castellanii str. Neff, 282 nucleotides long. RefSeq lists its product as uncharacterized. The coding region runs from base 1 to 282 and encodes 93 amino acids. The record is from RefSeq and is a predicted model, not a curated record. The transcript is spliced from 2 exons. NCBI's taxonomy places the organism in Eukaryota, Discosea, Longamoebia, Acanthamoebidae.